UUCAGGCGACUUAACCUCGCCACCAUCAACACCUUGACUUUUUGUCGAUAAUGAUUCUUAUAUGUUGUCGUUAUGCUCGGUGUGGCUGGAGACGCCAUAGGUAUUGUUCUUGCUGUUUGUUGUUUCGGUUGUGGUGCCGAUUUAGGUUGUGGAUCGAUAAACUGCAUUGAUUGAUUAAUAGUGUCAUCGGUCGCAAGUGUUGCUUCACUAAAUUGUUGUGGCCGAUUGUGGACUAGUAUUAGAUUAACUACGGAUGGUAACCCUUUGUCCGAUCAGAAUUCUGCCACUGGAUUUUCCGUUUCAUGUGACGCAAUUUGGGUUGUCAAGGUUUUGGACGCUUGUUCGAUUUGACUGGAUGUUCCAAAUACCUUAAUGAAUGCCAUUUGUACUUCUUUCCAGUUAUAAUUCACCAAUGUUUGCCGUUGCAGACGAUACCAUGAUUAUGGCCCACCAAUUAAUUUGAACGAAAGUCCUAGUCGGCGUUGAUCGUCGUCACAGCCAACUGUUGUGCAGGCUUCAUUGAAACUCAUAAGCCAAUGGACUACAUUCUGACCAACUUCACCAAUGAUGGGUAGGACAUAAUAAAACAUCAAAAUCAAGACGAGAAUCAUUAUCGACAAAAAGUCAAGGUGUUGAAGGUGGCGAGGUUAAGUCGCCUGAACAUGAACAUGCGGAUGAAGAAGGCAAAGAUCAUGCUCAACAUGAAGAUGGUACCUUAUUAACUGAAUUAGCAUCCAAUGUAGCUGAUACAGCGUCAAAUAUUAUGGAGAACAUAACAAAUGUAUUUAAAGUAACCAAUGAAGAAAAAAAUGAAGAUGAUAAGAAAGAAGACUCUAAUAACGCUGAACAAGAUACCGUUGAUGUUAAAGAAGAUGUUGAAGAACAUGGAGAAGAAACAAGCGAUUAUCGUAUAGGUUAUACAUUUAUCGAAAGUCAAGAACAACAGCCACAGAAUUGGAACAGAAUGAUUUUCUGUUCCAUCCUUCGAAAUGACCUAUUGUUUGUACUGGAGGUGCGAGUCGAUGUUAGAAAACUGCAGCCUAUAAAAAAGCGUGAAACGCUCGAGGUUGGUGUGAAAGGUGACAUCGAUCCAAACUUUCCAAACAACGAAGAUCUUGAAUUCUUAUUGAGGGUGCAGGAAGGAAAAUUUCUAAAACCUCGGGAGGGUGUAGUUGUAACUGGUGUCAUGGUUCGGAAAACAAACUUCGAUCCUGCAUUGCUGCCGUCGAGUUGGUGGUGGUGCAAAUGGCGUAAUUGGCUGCAACUUCAUCAUUACUACUACAACGACAUCACGCAGCGCAAUGAGAGCACAAAGUGAUUUUCCUUCAUCCUUCAAGAUGCUUCUUACUUCAGCGAAUUUAGUACAUUCGACGUGACGAGCUUCAUCGAUGGGUGUCACUAUAUUCAAGAAGUAACUUAAAAAAAACUCACUGUUCCCUUGGUCUUAGACAAAAAGCUGUAAGAAAUCAAGUAUCCCCUCUGUUUUUUAUUUUAUAAUCUUUCAAAAAAUCAUGGAGGGCGCUUUUUGAAAAUCUUCGAUACACCUAAUUUUGUAAAUUCUAUAACUCGGCGAAAUCAAGUCCAAACGACCUUAAAAUGUUUUCAUAACCCCAGUUUUGAUCAUAGAAUCCAAAAAUAGAAAAAAAUAUAUAGGUCAAAAGAUUUCACUUGG
Molecule: messenger RNA, 1672 nt
Organism: Didymodactylos carnosus
Lineage: Eukaryota; Metazoa; Rotifera; Eurotatoria; Philodinida; Philodinidae
Source: the annotation of a GenBank genome assembly